Molecule: messenger RNA, 1110 nt
Organism: Medicago truncatula (barrel medic)
Lineage: Eukaryota; Viridiplantae; Streptophyta; Magnoliopsida; Fabales; Fabaceae
Product: F-box/kelch-repeat protein At3g06240
Exons: 1
Coding region: 1-1110 (369 amino acids)
Source: RefSeq, a predicted model, not a curated record
AUGGUCCGUAACAAUUUCUUAUCUGACAACCCUUCUUAUCACCACAAUGUAUCUCUCGUCCUAGUGCGUGAUGUACCAAACAGAGAUAUAUUUAAGGGAGUUUUGUAUUCUUUUUUUGGGGAGAGAUUUGAAAAUAGAGCCAAAUUAAAUCUGCCAAAUCCAUUUCAAGAAGGAUCUGAAGCUCCUUAUCGUUUUCACCGUUUUAAUAUUUUAAAUCUGGGGGAUUUUAAUAACUUUAUUUGUGUCCAAUGUCAUCUUCGUCAUAACUCCAAAUGGGAUGCAAGAUUUGCACUAUGGAAUCCAACUACAGACGAAUUCAAGGUCAUUCCUCAUAGUCAUAAUAGGUUUCAACCGUUUGGUGCAAAUGCUAGCCAUGAUGUGAUGAAUUUUCACUCAAGUAGUCAUGUUUUUGGAUUUGGCUAUGAUUCUUGUACAGAUGACUAUAAGAUGAUUAGUUAUGUGACAUUUUCAGCCCCACCGUUCUUAGAAUGUAUCGGUUAUGAGCCAUUGGGAGAUACACCUGAACCUUUCUGGGAGAUAUACAGCCUAAAAAGUAACUCUUGGAGGAAACUUGAUAUUGUUAUUCCUAUAACACAAGUUUUCGCAGGUAUGGAAGCCAAGGUGUAUAUGAAUGGAAUGUGUCAUUGGUGUAUUACAAUCAAUUCUGAUUCUGAUUCUUAUUUUGAAUUUGAAUCAAAGUUGGUGUCCUUUGAUUUGAACAACGAGGUGUUUUUUACCACACCUAUACCCUCAGACAUAUAUGAUGGCUCUCCCAGAGAAGAACGUAUAUGGAAACAAUUGGUGGUGUUAAAUGGAUAUAUUGCCUUGAUCACAUAUGAAGAACAAAUGACUACUUGUAACAUAUCAAUUUUGAGUGAACUAAGUGUAAAAGAAUCAUGGAUUAAACUCUUCAUUGUUGGACCGUUGCAUUGCGUUGAAGAACCUUUUGGAAUGGCAAAGGGUAAAAUAAUCUUCAAAAAGAAAGACAGAGAAAUAAAUUGGUUUGACUUAAGAACCCAAAUGAUUGAGGAGCUUGAUAUUAAAGGAGAAUAUUGUGAUAUAGCAGUUUACAAGGAAGGCCUUCUUCCAAUUGGUGGAAUAAAUAUGUAA